AUGGCGGCCUCGUACUCAGAGUCCGAAGCUGUCUUCAGCGACAAGGUCAGGACCUCGGGCCUGUCGGCUGCUGACCAGACUAAUGUGUUGGCUGGACUGAAGAAUCUGAAACAGCUGGCAUUUGUCAGCUCCUUCACUCCGGGACAAGCCGAUGAGAAGCCUUUGAUUGCGGCUUUGGAUGCUCUAGUCAAAAGGGACACCAGUGCUGACUUAGCUGCUCAGGCGUGCUUCAGAGCUCUUUUCCAGCAGGCUUACGCCAUAGUCACCACCGAGUUUAGACAGGCCAUUGAGCGCACUGAAGACGCUCCCAGUCGGUCUCUCAGCGCGCCUGAGCGUGAGGAGCGCUACACGCGACAGGUGAAGAAGUUAACCGGGAUCAACAUAAAAGACGAGACUGAACCAAGUCAGGCCUUGGUUGAUCUCUGCGUGAAUAUUUAUGAGUCGAACACUUUGCGCUACGUGGCCUGGGAGAAGUGCACUAGUCGGCUUGCCGAGGUUCAAGGCGAUGCCAAAAAGGACACUCGAUUCACACUCGAUGCUCAGGGCAAGACCUUGAAGCUUGAGUCGAAGGCCCCAGAUGACAAGUGUCAGGUCGACUCCGAGGUGCAUCUUCUUCAGGCUUUACAGCGCAGAGCCCUUGCCCUGGACCAAGCCAAUGUUGUUGAAUAUGCUGUCAUCGAUGUCUGGCAUCAGAAGUUGCUUAGGGCGCGGAUGCAGGAGGUGCCAGCAGGUCAUGUCCGGCCCAGCUUCAAGCAGCUCUUGCGGACCGAUCAGAAGCUUUUCUCGGAGUUGCAGGACCGCUGUCGUACAGGAAUCCAGGCCACAUCAGCCGGCCGCCCCUUGGAUGGCCUGAUUCCUUUGGUGAUGGAUCUGAGUGAUGUGGCAGUCCUGUUGCAAUCCCUGCCUGGAAAUGCCUCCUCCUCUUCUGAUGUGCCUCCGGGUCCGUGGGUCUCUCGCGAGAGGCCGAGCCCAUACACUCGAGAGGGAAAAGGCCGAGGCAAAGCGGGUAAAGGACGGGCCAAGGGGAAGGGCGUGCUGCCUAAGCCGCUUGUGGGCUGCUAUAGUUCGACAAAUGCUGGCGAACCCAUAUGCUUCGAUCACAACAUCAAUGGAUGCAGCCGGGCUGUCAAAAGCGGCAGAUGUGGCUGGGAAUGUCCCCAGCUUGACUCAUUGGAGUCUCAAUCCCUGAGUUCAGCUAAUGAGCUGGACCAUGCAAUGCCUUGCCCUGUGGGGCCUGCUGCAACAUUGGUUGCUGCUUGUGCUUCACUCAAUGAGAGAAUGCAUGAUGCCUGUUCGCCCGUGGGCGGUGAACCUUCUGUUGGAGCGCGUGAUUGUGCCACCGCGGAUCCUCCUAAAAGGAAGUCCGAUGUCAGCGACCGUGAGUCGCCGGGCAAGGCGCCUCGACUUGGAGGCCCUGAAGCCCUUGCCUCUGAUUUGCGCCGCAAACUCUUGUUCGAUGCAGCUAGUGUGCUUUCUCUCUUCGACCUUCUGCCAAAGGCUGAUAUCACACGACUUUCUCAAGCCAAAGGCUCAGUCUUCGCGGAGGGGUCGUAUUCUCACGGUCCUAUCAAAGGUUUGCGGCAUUUCAUCCGAAUUUAUCCCAAUGUUUGCCGAUACUUGUGUGCUUGCGUCCUGCAUGUCCUUCCGACGCACAAAUUUUCAAGUCUGUUGAUCUCUGACUCGGUUGAAAGUCAACCUCACGCUGAUCCCAACAACGGCCCGACUUUGAAUCUCUUGAUACCUCUGACGCACUUUUCAGGUGGCUCACUGCGAGCCGGUGAUUGCGACCUCGACUUCAGUCGGGGUGCCUGGGCUUUCAAUGCUCGCGACGGCUGCCACGCCGUGGCGCCUUUUCAGGGUCGUCGGGUUAUGCUCAUAGCUUUCAGCACCAAGGGCGUUUGCGAUUCCGAUUCUGAGAUGUUGUCUCAGCUCCAGUCCUAUGGUUUCGCCCUUCCCAGCGCUGAUGCUGUGAUGCCCGCGUCUCCAGUGGGCCCUCUACCUGACAUCAGGAGCUCUGUCACUCAUGAGCCCCUGAAAGUGCUGAAGCCUUCCCGGCUUGUUGUCCUCGACCUCUUCUGCGGACGAGGUGUUGCAGCUCAGGCCCGAACGACAAUCCACUUGGCAAUAUUUGCGAUUGGACUCACCGUUUGCGGCCAGCCGAUAACUCGGCUUGGCAACGAUCGCCGUUCAGUGACUCUUUGCCUUCGUGCGUUGGGCCUGGAUGCUCACUCGGCCUUUGUUCUCGGCAAGGUGUAUGCGGAGCACCUUGCCGAAAGUCUGCGCUUGCAGGCGGCUGGUGAGGACUUACUUCCGAUUAUGCCCGAGUUCAAGUACAUGGUCAGCGUGCACGUCGCUGAUUGCUCCCAGCUGCAGCUGGAUGACAAAAAUACCCCUGCCACCGCCACGUUUGGCGUGUUUCGGACUCCUGACGAGUUCGUUGCUGCCAGCUUGCGCCUCGAGCAUCCGUUCGACGCUUUUGCACACGAGCUCACUGAGAUUUUGGGUCCGCACUGGAUACCUGUACGGAGGUUCGCGAUUUUCCAACGAGGGAAGCUGAGGUGCAUUGACGAUUUGUCCGAGAACAGUGUCAACUCGUCCUGGGAAGUGGCAGAAAAGAUUGACCUGCGUGCGAUGGACGAACUCCUUUGGAUAACAUCGAGGCUCAUGCAAUCCAUCGUUGAUCGAGGAUUUGUCAACCUUCGUCUUUCUUCUGGUGAAGUGAUCAGCGGCCCGUUGCAUACCGUGUGGCGCACGCGGCCUGAGUCCGCGCGCCCAGUCUUGAAGUGCGUGGAUUUGAAGUCUGCUUACAAACAGUAUGCUAUAAGGCCAUGUGACAGCAAGAGGUGUGUGGUCAGCCUCCGGCGGCCCUCCGACGGGCAAGCCGUCGGUUUCAUUUCACAUACUCUACCCUUCGGCUCGCUCGCGAGCGUAGGGCAGUUCAAUCGCGUUGCCCGCUUGAUUCACCGCAUCCUUAUUGAGCUGGAGUGCCUGGCCUGUAACUAUUAUGACGACUUCCCAGUUCUCGAUGUGAGUAUGCUUUCGGCCAACACCGAGAAGACGAUCCGCAAGCUCAUGCGCCUCCUGGGCGUGAUCUGCUCAGAGGACAAGGAGUUGCCUUUUUCUUCGGUGGCCGAUCUCUUGGGG
Molecule: messenger RNA, 3144 nt
Organism: Symbiodinium sp. CCMP2592
Lineage: Eukaryota; Dinophyceae; Suessiales; Symbiodiniaceae
Source: the annotation of a GenBank genome assembly